AUGGCAACAGAAGAAACCGUCGACCUUAGCCCAGCGCACGCGCCCCAACCAGCAUCUGUCGAUGCCUUCAAAUCGGUCCUGGACACCGUAAAACAAGAGCUUAUCAAGCUGCGGCGCGACCAUGACAAGCAUGAGCCAGAGUACUUUCGCGCUGUCAAACACCUCUCCGAUGCCGACCUAGUAUCCUUCACUGCCGAAGACCUCGAGUCGGUUCGCGCAGCCGUCACAGCGUACGGCCUGCAUCUCUUCGGCCAGGUGAAGCUGCCUGCUUUGGACAACGGGUACAUCCACAUCCGCAUAUUUGGAGCUGCUAAGGACGGUACGGAUGGGAGUAGUUUGGACGAGAGGGAGUAUAGUUUGCAUAGCAUACAUACCGAGGAAGUUAUCAAGGAAGAUGGAGAUAGGGUAUAUAGAGCGAUAUUUGGCAAGGACGACGCGUUGGAGUGGUUCGAGACUUAG
Alternaria postmessia is the source of this 459-nucleotide messenger RNA. RefSeq lists its product as uncharacterized. The coding region runs from base 1 to 459 and encodes 152 amino acids. The transcript has 2 exons. Lineage: Eukaryota; Fungi; Ascomycota; Dothideomycetes; Pleosporales; Pleosporaceae. The record is from RefSeq and is a predicted model, not a curated record.